AUGGCCAAAACCAGCAGCGCUCGAGUGAAGGCGGCGGGCGCGGAACCGCCGGCAACUCUCAGGCGCAGUGCGAGGAACGCGAGCAAGAAAGAAGAGGAAGAAGAUGUGGAGUCUACCAAACGAGAAGACUUGCCCACAAGAUCGCGAGGACCCGCCGCCGCCGCCGCCGCCACCGCCCCACCAUCCCGGCGGAGUAAGAGGGCACGCACCAUCAAGGGGGACGAGAGCGAGGCCGAGGCCGAGGCUGCCGAGCGUCGGCCUAGAAAGGUCGCGAAGAAGGAGGAGGAAGAGGAGCCCAGCCCGCAGCAAGCAAGCGGACCGGCCCGAGGGAGCCGAGGCAAACAAAAAGCCGCCGGCGGCGAGGACAAGGCAGCGACCCUGCGCGCGAAGAAGCUCAAGUCGUACGCGCGCUUCGCCAACGAGUCGCCGUACCCGGACUUCGCGCGGCCGACGGCGGCAGAGUGCGAGCGGGCGCACGCGGUGCUAGUAUCGAUCCACGGGGCGCGGGUACGGCCGGCAGGGGCGGCGGCGGCGCCGACAGACCGCGCCGGGUGCGGCGAGUCGCCGUCGGUGCUGGACGCGCUGGUGCGCACGAUCCUGUCGCAGAACACGAGCAACAGCAACAGCGCGCGCGCGAAGCUGGAUAUGGACGAGGUGUACGGGCCCGGCGGCGGGGACGAGUCGGCGGAGCAGGCGCGGUGGCGGGCGGUGGCGGAGGGCGGAGCGGCGAAGCUGGAGCGGGCGAUCGCGCGGGGCGGGCUGGGCGGGGUCAAGAGCCGGGCGAUCGUCGACAUCCUGCGGCAGGUGGAGGCGCGGUACGGGACGUACUCGCUGGACCACCUGCUGCAGCGGGCGGUGGGGGCGGGGGUGGGGGCGGAGGACUACGACGACGAGGCGGCGAUGCGCGAGCUGAUCUCGUUCCGCGGCGUCGGGCCCAAGACGGCGAGCUGCGUGCUGCUGUUCUGCGCGGGGCGCGACAGCUUCGCCGUCGACACCCACGUCCACCGCAUCACGGGCCAGCUCGGCUGGCGCCCGGCCGGCGCGUCCCGCGACGAGGCCUUCGCUCACCUCGACGCCCGCGUCCCGCCCCGCCUCAAGUACGCGCUCCACGUGCUGCUCGUCGAGCACGGCCGCGCCUGCGACGAGUGCCGCGCUGGUGGCCGGAGCCGCGGCCGCUGCGCGCUGCGGAGGGCGUUCCCCGGGGGAAGGAUGGCGGCGGAGGGGGAGGUGAGGACGGAGGAGGAAGAGGAGAAGGCAGAGAAGGACGAAAAGGAGGGGGACGGAUAUGAGGAGGCGAUAGAAGGAAAAGGAGAGGGCGAAGAAGAUGACAAGGUGGUGAAGAGCGAAGAUAGGGAUAAGGGCGGGGAGCAAGACGCGGUAGAGGAGGAGGAGACGGGAAAUGCAAAGAUUAUGAAGGAGGAGACGGAGGAUGUUCGGAUGAUGGAACAGGAAGCUCGGGUGAUCAAGAGGGAAGACGGAGAUGCGGCUAAAAAGAAAGAGAACGAUAGCGACCGGGAAGAGGACAGGAAGUUCAAGGAAGAAACUGAGGGCACAGACUGCAAAAAGGAAGAGGAGGAGCGUGUGAAAGCAGAGGCGUGA
Messenger RNA from Durotheca rogersii, 1599 nucleotides. Its product is annotated as DNA glycosylase. NCBI's taxonomy places the organism in Eukaryota, Fungi, Ascomycota, Sordariomycetes, Xylariales, Xylariaceae. The transcript has a single exon. Gene Ontology annotation, biological process: base-excision repair. Gene Ontology annotation, molecular function: catalytic activity. The record is from RefSeq and is a predicted model, not a curated record. Bases 1 to 1599 code for a protein of 532 amino acids.